AUGGAUCAUUCGACUAGAGGAGCUUUCCCAGAAGAAGGAUCUUAUCACGACAUUCAAUGUUUAGGUUGGAGACCUCCUAGCCCUUUGGGCUCUACAACAUCCCGCAUUAACUUCGUUCAUCGGAGACCUCAGCCAUCCUCUAUAUCUGUACCUUGGAGUUAUACUCUGCAAUUUGCACUAGGCGGAAUGCCCGACAUUGCAAACUCGUCUUCCUACAAUCCUCCUUCCCCUAUUAUGCCUGUCGCUACUACCAAUGGGGAUUCUGCCGAUUCCGAUGGAUCACAAUACAGUGACGUAGCGGAACAAGGGAGCGUAUAUGAAGCAAAAUACGAGCAAUUCCAGCAAGAUGAGAAGGCAGAGGCUGCAGAGCAUCAAUCUGCUGAUGAGGGAGGGCAUCAACCUGUUACGCUCAACAUCAUUGGUGGAGAGGUUCCAGUUCCCUUCGACGUUAUCAACAGAUUCUGUGGUGAUGCCAAACGUGAGAGGGAAGAAGAGGAGACACUGUUCUGUGAUACCUGCGAACGUGAGAUAGUAUAUAGUCACGGUAUAUCACCUCAGUUUAUGACAUCAAAAGACGCUUGGUACACCUGUGGAAACUUUGGUCCAGAGACUUAUAGGUCUACAUGCCUUCCUUUUCGCACUCCUGGACCUCCUCGUAAUCCUCUUGUUGCUAUGGAUCGUGGGAAGGAGAGUUUCAAAAGACAACGCGCAAUUCAAAGAGUUGUACUUCCAGAGGCUCCAACAUGGGAAUAUCGCGAUCCUACAAUGCUACAAUCAACCUCUCAGGAAAUUGGAAGCUCCAAGACACAACACUUGAGUCAGAGAGUCAUACUUCCAGAGGCUCCAGUAUCGGAAUUACCUAAUCCUUCAAUGCUUGAUCCAACCCCUCGGGAACUUCAAAGAGUCGUACUUCCAGAGCUUCCAUGGGAAUUACGCAAUCCUUCAAUGCGUCAAACCUCUCAGGCACUUGGUGUCAUGAACGGCGAUCUUGCUAGCGUUGGGAGUUUUCAAUGA
Messenger RNA from Glarea lozoyensis ATCC 20868, 1014 nucleotides. RefSeq lists its product as uncharacterized. NCBI's taxonomy places the organism in Eukaryota, Fungi, Ascomycota, Leotiomycetes, Helotiales, Helotiaceae. The transcript is spliced from 2 exons. The record is from RefSeq and is a predicted model, not a curated record. The coding region runs from base 1 to 1014 and encodes 337 amino acids.